Molecule: messenger RNA, 6542 nt
Organism: Dreissena polymorpha
Lineage: Eukaryota; Metazoa; Mollusca; Bivalvia; Myida; Dreissenidae
Product: E3 ubiquitin-protein ligase arih1l-like
Exons: 15
Coding region: 272-1804 (510 amino acids)
Biological process (GO): positive regulation of proteasomal ubiquitin-dependent protein catabolic process; ubiquitin-dependent protein catabolic process; protein polyubiquitination
Cellular component (GO): nucleus; cytoplasm; ubiquitin ligase complex
Molecular function (GO): ubiquitin protein ligase activity; ubiquitin conjugating enzyme binding; zinc ion binding
Source: RefSeq, a predicted model, not a curated record
GGAGGUAAUCUACAUUGCGAAACUUGUUUAGAACCAAGAGUUAUCUUACAUGCGGAAGCUCUCCUUUGCGAAACCACGAAAAGUGUAAUGAAUACUGAAUCCCACAAUUCCAAGGUUGAUAGAAAACAGACAAAACUGAAAAAAACUGAAGACCAGGAAAUAGGGGUAUUUGUACACGAAGUGACGUCAUAAAUGUAAAUAAAUACUGAUCCGUUUGUGACAUAAUUUAGGAAACUUCAACAUAUAUGCGUAGUUAUUAAAAUAUACGAAAAUGGAUAGCGAAGAUGAAAUGAACUAUGAUGAGGAAGAGGAGGAUUCACAAGAGGAGGACAGUAAUGAUGAGGACUUUGUUGACAUAGCUAUGGAGCCAGAACCCUCCACAGCAUCUGAUUCUCGCGAGACAGAAGACUUUCAGUAUGAAGUUUUAACAGCUGACAAAAUUGUCCAUGUCAUGGUCGAGUGCAUUAAAGAAGUGAAUGCGGUUGUUCAGAUUCCAGCAACUAUAACAAGAAUCCUUUUGAACCAUUUUAGAUGGGAUAAAGAAAAAUUAAUGGAGAGGUACUAUGAUGGUGAUCAAGACAGUUUGUUUUCGGAAGCUCACGUUGUUAGUCCAUAUCGAAAAGAUCCUAGACAAAAGAGAUCUACUCGAGGUUCUACCAGUGCAUCAACAAGUGAAAGCAUGUGUGAAAUAUGCUGCCUAGUAAUUCCACACACAGACAUGGCAGGCUUAGAGUGUGGUCACAAGUUCUGCUUUCAAUGCUGGACAGAUUAUCUUACCUCAAAAAUCAUAAAUGAAGGCAUGGGUCAGACUAUAUCCUGCGCUGCAUACGGUUGUGAUAUACUAGUAGACGAUGUCACUGUCAUGGACUUAAUAAAAGAUGCAAAAGUGCGAUUAAAGUACCAGCACCUUAUAACAAAUAGUUUUGUUGAAUGCAAUCGUCUAUUACGUUGGUGUCCUGCCCCAGACUGUGGUCAUGUAAUCAAAGUCAAACAUUACGAUGUAAAACCGGUUCGCUGUACCUGUGGACAUACAUUCUGCUUUGCCUGUGGUGAAAACUGGCACGACCCUGUGAAAUGUAUUUGGCUGAAACGGUGGAUCAAGAAAUGUGAUGACGAUAGUGAAACUUCCAAUUGGAUAGCUGCAAAUACUAAAGAGUGCCCCAAGUGUCAUGUGAUCAUAGAGAAGGACGGUGGCUGCAACCACAUGGUGUGCAAGAAUCAAAACUGCAAGGCAGACUUCUGCUGGGUGUGCCUCGGGCCCUGGGAACCUCAUGGCUCAUCCUGGUACAACUGCAACAAGUUUGACGAAGAUGAAGCCAAGAAAGCUAGGGACAGUCAAGAGAAAUCUCGCUGCCAGCUCCAGAGAUAUCUCUUCUACUGCAACCGCUACAUGAACCAUAUGCAGAGUUUGAAGUUUGAAAACAAACUGUACCAAGCAGUGAAGUUGAAGAUGGAGGAGAUGCAGCAGCACUCUAUGUCCUGGAUCGAGGUGCAGUUCCUCAAGGUUGCUGUGGACGUGCUGUGCAGCUGCAGGCAGACUCUGAUGUACACCUAUGUGUUUGCCUUCUAUCUCAGCAAGAACAAUCAGUCCAUCAUCUUUGAGGAUAACCAGAAGGAUCUUGAGCAUGCCACAGAGCAGCUGUCCGAGUACCUGGAGAGGGACAUCACGUCCGAGCUUCUUGUGGACAUCAAGCAGAAGGUUCAGGACAAAUACAGGUACUGUGAGAGCCGCCGCAAGGUACUGCUGGACCACGUACACGAAGGCUACGAGAGGGAUACCUGGGACUACCAGGACGGCUUGUGAUACCAGUGGUCUCCCUAGAAACACAACAACAACUCAACAAUCUUCAUCCAGCUCUCUUUCUUUUCUGCUUCAAUGUUACUGUGUUUUAUUGAAUUUUUUUUUUCCAUGCAUGUUUAGGGCAAACUUUUUUAUGUAAAAUGAAAGCUCUCGCUUGUUGAAAUAUAUACCAUUUUCUUUUUUUAUUUUCUGAAGGUUCUGUAUUUAAGUUGAAUUUUUUCAUGCAUAUUUAUGUGUGGUAAGUGAUUUAUAAGAAAUAAAUACUCUGGCUCUUUCAAAAUUCUUCAUUUUUCUUUGUUUUCUGGUUUCUUGUCAGAGAUGUAGACUUAUUGCUUUUGAAUGGCAGAACUGCUCUGAAAGAACAAGCAAAAUGUUGUAUGUUGGAUGAAUAAGCAUGAAUAUUCCAAAUGAGGAUAAGUGUUCAUUACUUGCAGGAAGUUUCAAUACAAUGUUUGUUUUACUUUUUAAGCUUAUUGCAUGGUCCUUUUCCUUUUAUUUGCUUUAAUACCUAGUAUGCACCCUUCUAAUUAAGUCUUGUUAUUGUUUUUCCGUUCAAAAGAUGAUACGUGUCCAUUGCAAAUGUGAUGAAAAAUGUUCAUUUCAUAAUAGUAUCCACCAAACAUGUCAAGUCAUUUCUCAAAAAAUUAGGAAGUUGAAUAUCUUUAAUUUGAUAUCUUUAAGCACAUGUUAAUAUGUUCAUUAUAUUAGGCAAGUAACAAGUAACAUUUUAAUAUGAUGUCAGGCAAAUAACAUUUACAAUGAUGUCAUUUAAAAGUUAUUUUUUGUUCAGCAUUAUAUAUGUAGAGAAUUUUUAAGAGCAAUCUGAUUUGUGAUGAAGGUGCAAUGAUCUUUGUAUGACUUCUAAAUACUUCACAUAUAUAUAUAUAUAUAUAUAUAUAUAUAUAUAUAAUGCAUUGGAUACUCUGGGCUCUUUGAUUCCACUCUUACCUGCAUUGUACAAAUUUAUGGUAGUAAAAUGGAAUGUAAUUGGAUAUUUGGAAUACAAAUAUUUAUCACAUGCUAUACCCUGUUUCCCAUGUAAUACAACCAUUACAUAUUUUUUUAUAUUACACAUGUGUAAUACAAAAUUUUUAAGCGUUUUUAUUGGCUUAGUUUUCGUUUAUUGACCAAUCUAUAUUUUGUUAUUUUGCUGAAAUGACGUUGCAACGUCAAACGACGUAACAAAAUGUAAACAACAUUCGGGAUUUAUCAUAAUGUUUGCGUAAAUAUUUAUUUAAUUUGCUCAUUUAAAAGCAUGUGAUAAAAAAGAUCUGACACUCAUUGUCAUAUACCAUAUUUUAUUUAAAAAGGCUCGCUUACUAACAUUAUUCCUGAACUCGUUUAAUAAAGUAUGAUAUGAUAUGACAACUCAUGCCAGAUCCUAUAUAUAUCAGAAAAAACAAGUCUUGGCACAUUUGGGACAACACUUUAUGCACAUGCAUUAAGCCCAGUUUUCUAAUAGCACAGCUGGUCAUGGAGGUGUUUGUGACAAUAUGUUAAACUGGUAGAUUGCAUUUAAUGGCAGAAUGUCUGGAUGUUUGCCAUUUGAAUUAAGUAACAAAUUAAGGAUAGCUGUCACUGCCUAGCAUGUAUUCUGAGUUACUGCUUUAUAGUUUUUUAAUGUUACAAUUAUGUUUGUUUUUAAGGCUUUGUGAAUAUCCAUCAAUUUAUUUAAGUGUCCACCUUAAUUGUGUAACACUGUAUGUAAUAACCAUGUAAUUUUGAUGUUCAUUUGUUUGUUUUUCUAGCAAUAAAGCAUGUUUUAAUACCUGUGAUAAAAUUGUCACAUUGCAAAUUAUAAAUGAGUCGGUCUAUGGGAAAACAGGGCCUAAAGCAUAAGCAUUAAUUAUCCUCCCAGAUUACCUUAUGCAGUCAGCACAUGCUAAUCAGGGACGACACUUUCAUCUUUUAUGACAUUGUUUGUGUAAAGGAACUGCUUAUUUAGAAAAUCCAGUCUAGAGGGAAAGUAUAAUCCCAGAUUAGCCUGUGCAGACAAUAUUUGCAUAUGCACUAAGCCCCCUUUUUACAUAGAGACUGGCUCACUGUGUGCAGAUUCUUUGCAUGUUACUACUCUUAAUGCUUUAGUUGAUGUGUAUAUGGUUAUUUAACCCUUUCCCACUCAGAAGCAAAGUGAAAAUGGCAAUGUGCAAACAGCAUAAAACCAGAAUAGCCUGCAAGUAACCUGCAGUCUGUUCAGGUUUUGUGCUGUUUGCUGCUCAUCAGUACCUAAGGUUUGGAAAUGAAGCCUUCAAAACUAGAAUCUAGAAAGAAAGGUAUUUGAUUAAAUUUAACUUUCUGAGGGACUACAAACACAUAAAAAUACGUAUCUUAGUGGUAAAGUGUUAAGUAUUUAGCAGAUCCAAAGUCCACUGUAACAAGAGAUCUUUGUGAGCUUAUGAAUUAGCUAGUUCAUGAUGGCUUUCAUUAAGUGGAUAAUUAAUAAAUGUUUGUGCUUACAAUUUAUUUUCUAAUGUUUUUAGUGACCUGUUUCAAUUUAACAUGCUUUGUUUCUGAUAUUAGAAAAUGUCAACUUAAAGACACCGGCUCAAGAAAGUUGUAAUAUUACUGGGUAUAAGCAAUGCUUGGUUAUUGGAGAUAUAACUGUAUCAUUUAAUAACAUGUGCAAAAAAAUGCAUUAUAUUAAUUGUACUUGUACAUUUAAUUCAAUUUAAUGAGAAUAAAUUAUUAAUGUAUUUGUUCAGUUGUAAGUACAAUUAAUAACUUUUAAAAUGGCACAAUAUGGAGAAAAUAAGUGAUAAUGAAGAAUGUUGAUUAGGGGCUUGAGAGAUGUGUUGCUCUUUUGGGUUUAUUAAUGAAAUAUCUAGAUUCACUCACAAUUAAGGAUCUGAAACAUUUCCAACUCAAAUGCAAAGUGAAAAUGGCUAUGUGCAAACAGCAUAAAACCAGAACAGCCUUCAGGUUUUUCAGGUUCAGGUUUUAUGCUGUUUGCUGCUCAUCAAUAUCUAAUGGUUGGAAAUGAAGCCUUUAAAACUUGAAUCUAGUAAGAAAGGUAUUUAAUUAAAUUUAACUUUCUAGGGGACUAUAAAUGCCUCAAAAUACGUAUCUAAGUGGUAAAGGGUUAAGCAAAGUAUCACAAAUAUUUCAAAAAAUAAAUGUAGGUUGAACAGAUUUUUGCAUGCUUUGUGUUGACCAAUUCAGAAGGGGAGCUGAUUUGGGGCUGCAAAAAGGAGCAGGGCCCACGCACUGCUUUUGUUCUAAAUCUUUUCCUAAUUUAUAAAUAAAACAUUAUCAUUAAUGCAAACAUUAACACAAGGAAGUUUAUUCUAUUUUCUUUUGCUGUUAAACAAAGAACUGGAAAAAAACUACUUUAGUAUACAAUUAAGACUUUUCAAGCUUUUGUUUCAGGAUAUUCAGCAAUAUGUUCUUGGAAAUGAAUAGCGUUUGAAAGAUACAAUUAUUGUAACUAUUAUGGACUUUUCCCCAGAGCCUUACUUUAAGCAUAGGGCUGCCUCUGGAAUUCCAAAUCAGACGUGCCACUAUUCAUGAAUAAUUUUCAAAUCAGGGGUGCCCACCAUGUGCUUAAAUGUACAACCUUUAUCUUAUCUGCUUGUUUUAGGACUGAAGUUAUAAAAAAAUGAAUUAGCGGUGCUCUGUGAAAAAGAGGUUUAAUGCAUGUGCGUAAAGUGUUGUUUCUGCAUUCUGCCCAGGCUCAUCAGGGAUGACACUUUCCGCUUUUAUGGUAUUUAGAUAGAUAGAUAGAUAGAUUUAUUUCGGAGAUAGCAUACAUACACACAAUGCAUUGAAACAACAUGUACAUAAAACAAUAUGAAGUAAACCCAAUCAUAAUUGAUAAGUACGUGCAUAGAAUGCACAUUGGCAUGCACACUAACGCCAAGGAUUACACAAAAAAAGAGCAAUAUGCCUAAUUUCCAUUGUGGUUCUUGAUUGUUGGUGGCACGACAUAGAGUGGCACUAGUAAUAAAUUAAUACUAAAUACUAUGUUAAUCAUAAUAAAUACAUGAAAUAUAAUACUGAGAUUCAGAUUAAUGGACACAAAUGUAUAAAUUAUGAUCGUCAUAUCACAGAUUAAUUUGGAUGGAUUAAAAAAUUAAAGGUUACUCCAACAAACAAAAAUUAAAAAGUCACAUUUAAGUAUGAAUGUAUUAUUAAUCCGAAAUUUGUCGUUUACAGAAAGUCUCUUCUCAGCAAAAAUCCAGUUAAGGCGGUAAGUGUCGUCCCUGAUUAGCCUGUGCAUACUGCACAGGCUAAUCUGGGACACUUAGUGAACAUGCAUUAAACCCCUUUUUCACAGAGCGCUGCUAAAGUAAAAUAAAUUAAGGACACAGGAAAUUAUUUAUUUGCAUGGAAUGAGAUUGCCAAGUGAGGGUCUUUGCCACCAUGAUAUAACAAAGUCCUAGGUAAAGGCCUGUAUCAGAGUGGCUUUAAAAAAGCUUGAUAUUCAACUUUCAUGUCGGAUUCUUGGUGUUUGGAAAGUAGAUGGAUUCAUCAUUGUUCACUUCACUCAGUGAAAUUGCUUGUUAUUUUAUGUCAUGUGAGAUAUGUGUGUAUUAUUAAAUUGCAUUCUUUUGUAUCCACAAAUGUUUUAAGUGUGCAGGUUUAGGUAUUGUCUACCUUUUUGAUAGGUACAGUACAUGGAUAUACUAUAAUGUGUAAACAUGUAUUAUGAAUGAUGUAUGAUAGAAUACCUUGUUCUCAAAAUGUGGUCUUUAUAAAUAAAUGCAACAUGUGAAGCUUAUUGAAAUAAAGAUGUUUUAAUUUA